AUGGAUUCUAUCAGCCUCCCAGUUCAGGUCCCUGAGCCAAAACCGGACACAAGAAAGGCUUUUAGGAAUAGCAGCAGACACGCGAGAAGUUCUACAAGGGUGCUAAAGGAGUGGUUUGCUGCCCACUUGCCUUACCCUUAUCCCUCGGAUCACGAGAAAAAAGAAUUGAAAGAGCAAACAGGUUUAAGCAUUCGGCAGAUCUCUUACUGGUUCACCAACGCACGACGCCGAAGCGGGAUAUCUCAGAAGCCCCAAGUGCCGACCGAGCCAACGCUGUCGAUGCCUUUGUCGGGCGCCGAAUCUUUCAACAAUCAGGGCCAAGAAUGGAGUGGGAUGGUCCCUUUGGAUCGUUGGAAAAAUUCUCCCCCAGAAGAAGAACCAGCGGCACUAGAUGCCAUAGCGAUCUCACUUGGAGAAGUUGGAGCAGACAGCUCUCUCUCCCUGAAUUUUGAUCCAUUUUAUGACUGGACCUCUCCGGCUAACUGGAGCUUCGACAUGGCCGUUUCACAUGGGCCUGCUAGCUACUUCGGAUCUUCAGAUCAAAGCCAUUCUAGCAACUCUUCUGUCCACUCAUAUAGCCCUGAUUCACACCUGCGGGUCAGCAAUCAAGAAGGUCGCCGACGCAGGCGCCGCAACAAAAAGCCUCGCAAUCCCUCAAGUGCUACAGAAGAUGAUAAAGAAAAGCGUAUCUACCAGUGUACAUUUUGCACGGAUACUUUCAAAUCAAGGUAUGACUGGACGCGACACGAAAGCACACUCCAUUUAUCACUGGAGAAAUGGACCUGUGUCCCAUCCGGUCCAAGGUACUGCGACCCAUCGGAAGAGUUGAUACGAUGUGCCUUUUGUGGUGAUCAGAAUCCGUCAGAUCAACAUAUCCAGGAGCACAGUUAUGAAGACUGCGCAACGAAACCCUUACACGCACGUGUCUUUUAUCGAAAAGAUCACCUCCGCCAACACCUUCGGCUAUCUCAUAAAGUCAACAAGGUUCUGCCUUCAAUGAAUGAGUGGAAGUCAAAGAUCUAUAAGGUGAAGUCUAGAUGCGGCUUCUGUGGAAAGACAUUUAGCUUGUGGGCUGACCGCAAUGAUCAUUUGGCCGACCACUACCGGGCUGGUGCUCUCACAAAGGAUUGGAAAGGCUGCCGUGGCUUAGAGCCAGCUGUUGCGUUACUUGUUCAAAAUGCCAUGUCUCCAUACCUUAUUGGGGCUGAAGCCAAUGAUAGAACACCAUUCAGUGCGUCGCGGGCUGCUUCACAACGAUGCAAAAACCCGUCACAGUUUGAAUCACCCACAGCGAGACUUGGGGAUUACGUCAGAACUGAAAUUGGUGAUGGCAAGUAUGUUCCAAAUGAUUUGGUCCAAAGAGAUACUCGACUGGCUCUAUGCGGGGAGAAUGGUCCAUGGGACCAGACUCCUUCAGGCAGUUCCAAGGUGCUAAGGCGCUUCAAUACAGGCCAUGGGCUGAUACCAAAUAUACAACCGAUCGUAUCCAGGACAAGAGAUUUUGAUACUAUCAAGUGGGACUUAGAUGCAACCAUUACCCAGUUUCCUGACAUCAACACCACAGCUGAAGCACUGCUUCGUUUGGGAAAUGUGCAAUAUCCGAUCAGUUCAGCCAAUCUAGAUACUUCAGCAGAACUAGGUGGCGGUACAUCGAAUGAAACCAGCGAAAACGAUAAUGCUCUUCCUUGGACUUGGCAUACCGCAGAACGCUUGGCUGAGUUGAAGCAGAUGAAAUAUGUCCCGCCAACGGACAUCACCGACUUGGACGUGAAUUGGGAUUUUGAAGAUCAUUUCAUUGAAGGGUUCAUGUAUCCGGAGCUUCUAUUCGGACACAACGAAACGUUGGAUGUUGGCACACAGUGA
Molecule: messenger RNA, 1863 nt
Organism: Colletotrichum truncatum
Lineage: Eukaryota; Fungi; Ascomycota; Sordariomycetes; Glomerellales; Glomerellaceae
Product: homeobox and c2h2 transcription
Biological process (GO): regulation of transcription by RNA polymerase II
Molecular function (GO): RNA polymerase II cis-regulatory region sequence-specific DNA binding
Source: RefSeq, a predicted model, not a curated record